Paramuricea clavata is the source of this 8772-nucleotide messenger RNA. NCBI's taxonomy places the organism in Eukaryota, Metazoa, Cnidaria, Anthozoa, Malacalcyonacea, Plexauridae. The record is from the annotation of a GenBank genome assembly.
CUUUUGGGAAUCUUUAAGGCCCAGCGAAAAAAUGGCUAUGUCAAACGGUAUACGAGUGGGCUCGAUCACAAUUGGAUGUUCGCUGUUGGUACUCACAUUCCUCUCCAUGAUUUGUGGUAUUGUCGCUAUGAGCAAAAUGAGUAACCCAAUUGCUGUUAGUAUCGGUUUAUGGGGAGUUUAUGUAAGUAUAACAUUUCACAGUGUUUUCUCUUUAACGUUCGCGUUUUUAAGUAAGUAAUUGAUUAGCGCCGGUGAAAAUCGCCCAAAACUCAAAAAUUUCAGCCUAUAUAAUUGGCGUGUACAAAUGGCAAAUUUUGGGCUUGUAGUACAAGGUAACAGUAAGUUAAUUAAUGGAAAUAAACUUUUAAUAUUCUCUAUUAUUGACUACGUUUACUCGUUAUCAGGAAUAAAAUGACGACCAAAAAUUAUUACAAUAACAAAUUAUGAUUACUUUCGUUCCAAUUAAAACUUAUUUCUGAAAGAUCGGAUCGAUAGUUUGAGAUCCUAAGACAACUAAAUGAUUUUUUUCUUGAGAUUAGUGUUUGGUUUGGUGGAGUCGCACCUUUCUCGUACGUCAUCGGUUCUUUGAAGUAAAUUUGGUAUAAAGCCAAGAACUAUUGAAUUUCUGACUUUAAACAUUAAUAGUGUAGCAAGUUACUGGUUCCUACGAGUCUUCAGAUAAUUAAGGUUUAGAGGCGAGAUAUCCCUUACCGGGAAGAAAAUGUCUCCUUAUACAUACUCACAAGCUAGCGGGCUGGACCGGUCAGUUUAAACAACAAAAUUAAACUGAAAUCAUAACACUUAAUGUCAACACGCAAUCACGCAUAUAUCUCGCCACCAGUUGCGGUUGCAUAAAGUUAUUUUAAUUAUAUAUUUUGUGUUCAAUGUAUAGACCACAGUAAGACUUUAUUUAAUUAAAUGUGUUUAUUACAUCAACAAACAACGUUUGGGAGAUUUACUCCAUCUUCAGGUAGGCCUAGAUAAGAUUACAAUUUGAAUUUAAACUAACACGCGCAUGCAUAAACCGUAAGGCAGGUUAAGCGUAAAUAUACAGAGUUAUAACUAGUGUACCCACUUUUUUGUGCGCGUGCCGGCAAGUUACUAGAUGGACGAAUCCUAUUGGAGGAAAUUGGAUGACGACUUGCUUUAACUGCUCGCAGAACUUGCCGAGCACGCGCAGUUGAUAAUUUUUUGUCCGGUCGCUUGAAAAAACUGUGUUCAUGAAAACGUAAGCUUCCGCAGUGUCACAGAAUAAGAAGGUACAGCAGAAGUGUAACUUGAGACGGUUCCUUUAUUGUUUUACGUCCACGAAAAUUUUAACUCGCUCACGCCAUCCUGGCUAGUACAACCGGAAGUUUUUAUCAGGUUUUGGUAGGUAAAAAGUGCCGGUUGUACUAGCCAGGAUGGCGUGAUUGAUGACGAAUCGCUUGUAAAAGCGCGGACAAAUACUUGCUUGAGUUACACUUCUGCUGUACCUUCUUAUCACAGAGUAGAGAUAUACAGAGACGUAACUACUGUACCCACUUUUUUGUGCGCAUGCUCGGCAAGUUACUAGAUGCAUGCAUCUGAUUGGAUGACGACCUGAUGACGACUCACUUUAAACUUGCCGAGCAUGCGCAGUUGAUCAUUUUUCGCCCGGUCGCCUGAAAAAAAGUGGCCGACAUGAUAAGGUGAUCUUCCGCAGUGUUUACAACGGUCAGUUACGUCUCUGUUAAUGUCUCUACAAUGUGUUCUUAUUCUGUGACAGUGUUUACGUCGGUCAGUUACAGUUCUGUGGUAUAAUUGUCAUGUUUCAACGUCUACUUGCUCAAGCAGUUGGCAUUGGCCAUUUUAACGUGUUUAUUUUGUUUAAUUUUAGUUUGCAAUUCCUGGAGUCUUUAGUGUCCUAGCUGGAUACAAAAAGCAGUCAAGUUUGGUAAGGAAUGCUUUCAUUCCGUAUGGCCUAUCGGCUUAUAUUAUUAUCAACCUCGUAUCCAGGGCCUUCCAGCGGUCAAAAGUCUCUGGCAUAUUACUGGGACUCAAUCGGUCUUACUGUUAUACUGACAGCGGGGAUAUUUUCUUCGUGAAAACGGCGUAACCGUCAUUUUUCUUAUAAUAUAAAAGCCUUUCGGCCAUUUUUCUUCCAAAGAUAAACAGGAGGAGUUUGUUUAGGAUUUCGUUUAAAAAAAUGAAUGAAAACUUAUAAAAGAAGCUCACAAAGGCAUCCUCCGCAGGCAUCGCCUUUAGAUUAUCGGGUAAAAUUUGCUUGCAGGCAAAAAAAAGUUGUAGCGACUUUGGAAAGUAAGUGAACCACGAGAUGCUUGAGGAGGAAGCUAGGUUAAAACUUCUUCAUGUGGGACUAAAUUUCUUCGAAAAGUUUCUUAGAAUGUUGUGAGUUAAUUGAGUACUAAACCAUGUGGUUUGCAGGAUAAAAAUUCCAAGAUGGCGGAAUGCACGCUGCUUUUGAUCCAAGAUGGCGGAAUGCACGCUGCUUUUGAUCAAACUCGAUUUAUUUCGAAAACCAAGCAAGAUGGUAGUAAUUGUAGAGGAAGUAAUUGUAGAGGAAGUUUAUAUAUCAUUUUAAAUGUUCUUUCAAUUUCAUGUUCCAUUAUAAAGACAGCUGUAGUUGGACAUUUCAGAGUUUAAAUUAUUAAAUAUAACUAGUCACGUCAAGGCCAGCUAGCUACUAGAAGCAAUUUUUGAUUGAGAGAUGUCUGAAUAUGUUCUGAAAGACUGUAUUCUCCCUUUUUCCUGCUCGAGGAAAUUUUUCUUCCAUUGCGAGUCAGCGAUUUAUUAGCUUAGGAUGCGACAGAAAAUGACAGGUAUUUAUAGACUUUAAGCAUUUUAGUUGGUGGAUUAUUUCUAGGAUUAGUUCCACCAGGGGGGGGGGGGAGCAUUAAAACCUAUCUGGCAGUAAGACCUAUCGAUGUAGCCAUUCAGAGUCCACAUCAGUUAAAGACCAUGUCAAGUCCGCAAUGACUAAUGUAAACAAAUCCUUUCUUUACAUUUUGAACUGCUAUAUUUGUAAACUAAGACAUACUAACUGAAUAUCUAACACUUUUCUGGUUCGCUAUUGUAAAUGAAUAUAAACUAGAGUACGUUUCAAUUCAAAAAAGUUCGAAAGAUCAAAAUUUGGGCAAUGUAUAUAUCUGUGGGUCCCCCGGCCCUUUGUUAUGAGCAGAACUGAUGCGCAGAACGGACUUGACAUGAGCCCAGAUGAAACAAUGAAACGAAGAUUAAAAUAUAGGGCAUUCUAUAGAAUAUUCUAUAGAAGUCAACUGAAUGUCCACUACAGGCAAUACUCAAUAGAAUAUCGCAUAGACUAUGCCAUAGAAUAGGUUCCAAUUUUUUUAGAAUAUUUCAUAGAAUAUUCUAUAGAAUUCAACUGAAUGUCCAAUAGAAUAUCCCAUAGACUAUCCCAUAGACUAUCCCAUAGAAUAGGUUCCAAAAUCCUUUAGAAUAUUUCAUAGAAUAUUCCAUAGUCAUAGAAUAUUUCAAUGUAAUAUUCUAUAGAAUAUUUUCGUAAGGGGCUUGAAAUGUUCCCUGCAGUGCCGUCGCGAGGAACUCGCUUCAGGGGGGUGUUUGGUUAAAUCUACCUGAAACUAUCCAAUUUUACCUGAAAAAUUUUUUCCGGAAAUUAUUCUCAACGAUCUCCCCCUCCGUCGCCAAAAAAUUUUCGGUCAGUGUACCAUUUUAGGGGUGGGGUAAAAGAUUUUUUCCGGACAUAUCCAAAUUUUUCGCGACAUAAAAAAUUUUCCGGAUAUCACAAAUUUUCUCCGUUUAUCAAAGAAAUUUUUCUAAAAUUAUGGAAAUUUCGUGGAUUUUCUAAAAUUUUUGUAAAUAUACCUAAUUUUUUUCUCCAAAUUGACGGUUAUUUUGGCAAAUUAACUUCCUCUGGUCCUAGGAAUUACCGGAAUUUGCGUUGAUUUAGCUGAAUAUCUUCUGCAAAUCUACCUGAAUUUACCUGAAUUUGCUCAUAUGAGAAAUCAUCAGGGGCGGGGGGUUUACACCCUCCCACCCCCCUCCCGCUCGCUACGGCCCUGGUUCCCUGUAACACGUGUGACUGCCAAACUCUCAUCCUCGUUCGACCGUAGCUUCAGACAUAUGCCAUGGCUAUUGGCUGUCCUAUACAGAACCAUACAUUCCAGAUUCACAAGAUGAUAAGCGCCAUUUGGCUUAAUAAUUUAAAUUCAAAAACUCAUUAAUAAUUCGUGAGGAAAACACAAAGAAAAAUCAUAAGCUUGUCCUAUCUUUAUAUAUGUGAAAGGGAUUCCCUUGAUUUACAUAAACUUUAACUUUGAUUUUCUCGACUAACACAACGUAUUUUUUGAAAAGUUACUUCGCCAAUGAACUUACUAAAUCGAUCGUUUUUGAAGCAAUUUAUUCGCAGUGCGUGUUUUAUCAAACAUUCGCAGUGCGUGUUUUAUCAGACCUAAAGAUAUCUUUAUAUCUGAUAAAACACUGCUGCUCAUAUUUUAAAUAGUGCAUAACAUUAUAAAAUUAGUCGUUAGUUUAGGUUAAACAUUGCUGGGCUCAUAUACCGUAUCUUUUUUUAUAUUAAUAUAGUUGGCUGUUGCACUUGGUACCCAUGUCUUGGGAAUUAUUCUCGCGAUUGUUGGAAUGUCUGCUGGAGCCGCGUUUUGGGCUACACUGGAUUCAAAUUGUAUCGAUGGUGAUAAUUCUUAUGACUUUGAUCCAAGUUACGGCACCACAAGCGACGGCUACUGUUAUUGUUUAUACGGGGGCGAAUCGUGGGGAUGUAAGUUGUUGAUUUUGUUUAUUCUCUCGACAAGUCUGAAAUUUUCCCCUAUCGGUCUUGCAGUCACGUGGAAUAUUACAAGCGAUGUUAAAAUUCAAUUGUGUCGCUCUCUAGAUGCGGUUAGUUGCUCCGAGCUGAAAACUGUUCGCGAAGCUACUGGUGCAGUCACGAUAUUCUUUGCUCUUUUUGCUAUCGUCACUUUCGUGGGAUCAAUUUAUGGCUGCAUUGGAACUUGCUGUGCACGACGGGUAAAUUAUGCUUGGUAUAGAUAUCUAUUUCAAGUAAUAUGUCAAAUCCGACUAUGAGGACUGGAUUUCAAGUCCGCGAAAUUUCAUCAAAAUACGAGGACUUGAAAUCUAGUCCAGUCCGAAUUGAAGGAUUGGAAUGACAUCUCAUACAAAUAAAUCACUACUUAAAGUGAGGUGAAUUAAUUUUAAUUCACCCAGUCAAAGACUGAAUUAAUUUUGAUCCAGUCCUAGGACUGGAUCAAUAUACUUCACCAUAUCCAGUAUUUUCAUGUGAGCAAAAUAAAGCAAUAUAUGAUUGGCUAAUUUACUCAUGAAUUAUUAAUGAGUUUGAUCCCAACCGAUGGCCUUGCCUGGCUAUUUUAAUAUUUUUCUACUACAGUCUAGUUAAUUUGACCAGAACUUCCUGGUUAAACUAACCACUGAGAUUAUGUUAGGCUAGGUGGAUAAAUAACUAUAUAUAGGGGCAACAUAAGAAAAAGUAAGAUCCCAUGAGAUAAAGUAAGCAGGAAUUUAAACAAGAAAUAUUAAGUUAACCCAAAUGGCGUUAUUUCAUGGUUAACCAGGCAAUUUUGGUUAUCGUUCCAUGUUUCGCGCACCAAUAUAAGUUAGGGUUAGGGGUUAGGUAUUGGGUACACAGCCAGAAAUCUCACAGGCCUGUCGCAAGCUGUUGAUUUUACCGGCUUGCGGCAAGUUGUCAACAAGUCGCGACAGGUCUGUUGGUUUCGUCAGGCGAUAACAGGCUUGCGGGAACAGGUCUGUCGCAAGCUGUUGACAACAGAGCCGUUGCGACUUGUUGAAACAACCCGCUACAAACCUGUUACUAACAAGAGAUAACAGGUCUGAUAGAACAACUUGCAGCAAGUCUGUUGAAAUCAACAGGUCUGCAUGUUACAACUUGUUCCAACAGACCUGUCACGAGUUGUUUUUGUCAAGUCUGCAGCAAGCUGUCCGACAACAAGUUUCAACAAGCUUGUUGUUGGGAAACAAAUCGAAAAUGUGAGUAAAGAGAAAAAUCGCACUAAAUGGACACGUCCGGCUUCACUUUCUCAUUCAAUCAUUGUCAUUGGUAGCAAUAUUAAAUCGCACAGGGGAGACUAUAAUCUAUAGUAUCUAUUCUCUGAUUAAAUGCAAAAGCCGCUGUUUUAUUUAUUUUUAAAAAGUAAUUCCGAUUUCCAAAAUCCAAUUUCCAAUUUGCUGACGUGUGCUAUCGCUAUAUUUCUUUAAUCUGAUUGGAUAAAGGCGUGUGCACACGUCAUCAUUCCUAGUUGCAAUUGGACGAAAUAUUACAAACAUAUCAAUCACGUAAUCAUGUUUAAUUGUUUAGUUGUUUUUGAAUUUUGAGCCAAACAAAAUUUCAACAACUGCCUCAAACAAAAUCAAACAAGUUCAAAGCUGUUUUGAUUUUUGAAGAAACUGUGGCAAUGAGAAUACAAGAUCUAGAGCUUAAGAAAUGAAAAAUACAUGAGCAACCGAGUGUUCACUGCAACGUUCUUCACUGUUAAUAUGAAUAUGAAAUUCGUUAUAUAAUUUCUUUCCAAUUUCAAGUGAAAUCUGCGAGCGAGGAAGACGCCUUAUUGAAGCUUUAUGUUAUGGUAUGUACUGUUUUGAAGAAAAAUAUGCAAGUAGGUUGUCAUAUUUCGGUCGUACUUAAAGACAAUUAAUUUUAAAAAUUGUUUACGAUAAGAACCUUUCUUGAAUUUGUCGUAUUUUUUCAGCUGUUUUGCUCAAAAAUUAUCUCGCAAAUUUGUUUAUAAAACUUUAUACUCAUAUAUAAAAAUUAUUUCGCAAGUUUGUUUAUAAAACUUUAUAUUCAUAUAUAAAAAUUAUUUCGCAAGUUUGUUUAUAAAACUUUAUAUUCAUAUAUAACAAUUAUCUCGCAAGUUUGUUUAUAAAACUUUAUAUUCAUAUAUAUAAAAAUUAUCUCGCAAGUUUGUUUAUAAAACUUUAUAUUUCAAACUUCUAUUUCACGAAACACUACAACCGAAAUAUGGCAACCUGUUUGGCCGUUUUUUGUUCAAAAUAGUGGAUACACAAGCUUCAUAAGGCGCUUUCCUCGGUUUGCAACAGGUCUGUCGCAAGUUGUUGAAAACAGCAUUGCUGCAGCUCUGUGUCAACAACUUGCGACAGGCCUGUUGAAAACAGCAUUGCUGCAGCUCUGUCACAACAGCUUGUAACAGACCUGUUGAAAACAGCAUUGCAGCAGCUCUGUCACAACAGCUUGUAACAGACCUGUUGAAAACAGCAUUGCAGCAGCUCUGUCACAACAGCUUGUAACAGACCUGUUGACAGGCCGUUGCAGGUCUGUCAGAACAGACAGGUACAAGGCGAGCGAACGCAUCCAGAUAUCGGCUUGUUGACAACAGGAUUUAACAGAUCUGUUGCAGAUCUGUUCCGACUUGCGCGUUUCUGGCUGUGUAUUAGGGGUUAGGUAUUAGGGGUAAGGUAUUAGGGGUUAGCUAUUAGGGGUUAGGUAUUAGGAGUUAGGUUAGGGUUAGGUUUAAGGUUAGGGUGUGUAUAUAUGUGUAUGGAGGUAUCCAGUUAAUUUAACUUUUCAGUACACGUACACAGUACACUAUAAUAUCCAUUACAUAACGUUUACUAUAUUGGUGCGCAAAACAUGGAACGAUUACCGCAAUUUUAACCAGAGUGGUUUCAAAGUGUAAAUAGAAGAAAUAAGAUCCUUCACAAAAAUAGCAUAUCUUUGUUCUUAAUAGGAACCUGCAACUAUUGUCGUCACAACAGGUCAACAACCAAAUACAAUAAUGAUUACCGCACAAGCACACUCGGCUUCCAACCAGCAGCCACCACCAAAUACAGUGGUGAUGACCACACAAGCAUACCCGGCCUACAGCCAAGUCAGCCAAGAGCCACCACCUUAUGAUCCACUUGCUGGUCAAGGCCAAAUGGUCGUCGAUAGCAAAGCUUGUUGAUUGCAUUUUUCACAUAUAAUUACCAUAGCUAUGUAGGUCGAAUAAUGUAUUACUAAAGGCCUAUAUUUGCACGAACAAUUAUGUAUUGAAUAUUGAUAGAACUGAAUCAGUUAACUAUUAUGUAGUUCAGUAUAAGUUUCAUUUGUGCACAAUGAAAUUAAGGGGGGAAUGUUUUGUAUGUUACGUAACACGUGCUCAAAACUAAUGAAUAUACUUCUCCACUCGGUUAUGACUAGUUUAAUUUUUUAAAUUUUUGAUACGUUUCUCUAGCGGCAAACAAACUUAAAAAGCAUGUUUAGUGCUCUAUCUGUAAAAUUAUGCUAAAAUUAAGACAUUUAAGAUGGUACGCCAAAGAGAAAAUGAUGCCCUGGGCUGAUAUGUCUUCAAAUUGUGCCAGCAGUGAUACUAAUACAACAUACAUCAUUCGCAACCAUCACUGCAUGUUAUUGGCAGAUUACGACGACAAAUUACGGGAGUGUAAGUUUUUGAUUUUAUUUAUUCUCUCGAGUUAUUUUAUUUCACCUUGCAAGUCCAAAUUUUUCCCAACCUCAUUGCCAGGGUUUGUUGAAUUUCGCCCUAUAUUCACGUCUUGCAGUCACGCGGGACAAAAAGCUGGCACGACUACAAUCUUGGACAUAACUGGUUGAGACUAUUUCCCCCCUAUAGAAAAUUCACAUAUUUUUUUGAUAAACUCCAUGUUGAAUCAUGUUGCCCUUCCUAAGUCCCCGUUCCCCCAACUCAAUGUUGAUCGAGCUUGUGUCAUGGUAUAUUACCAAAAGUUGUUUCGGUGGUGUUCGCAACAUUGAACUGGGGGGGGGGGAGACAAAAUUUGUUUUGUCAAUGUUCAACAACUUUG